AUGAGCAGCUCUCGCGGGAAGCUGCACCUCACCUGCGUCCGCGUGGCCAACUGCGUCCCCUUUGGCUCCGACGAGAAGGUUGCCUCGGUCAGCUGCAGGCUCUUCAACGUCGACCUGCCCAACUCGCGCGUCUCAACGCCAGCGGCAGCCGCUGACGCCUGCGGCGGCGCCAGCUUUGGCAAGGACGGCGCAGUUGUGGUGCUGCCACUCGGUGACUCGAGCCUGGGCGUGCUCGUGCGGGCGGAGCUACAGAUCCGGAUCGUUGGUCGGCCUGCGCCGAUCAAGGCCGCCGCGUCCGUCGAGAUUGACUUCGCCCUCCCGCCGCCGCGCACCGCCGCCGCCGCUUUUGACUCCCACAACGCUUCGGCGAGCGGCGGAGCGAAGCCGCGGCCCGACGACGGCUUCAUCUGGUGCCAGCUCCGGGCGGCGGCGCCGCCCGGUGGCGGCGCGAGCGACGGCGUGGUCUGCGGCGAGCUACUGCUGCGCUGGGAGCGGGUGGUGAAGCCUCGAGAGUCGGAUGCCGUGCGCUCGCCUCCACCCGUGGCGUCGCAGCGGUCGGCGUUCCCUCCGCUCGACCGCAUCACCGAGGACACGGAGGACGCGCACGGGUUCGUGCUGCGCGUGCCACCGCGCGCGGCGGAGGAGUUCGCCGCGUACUACUACCUGCGGUGCGAGGCGCAGCUGGCGGUGUGGGGCCGGCUGGUCGAGGCCGGCAAGGCGCCUGCGCCUGCCCUCCCCUACCCCACGGUUUUGGCCGCCCGGCAGGCCGAGCGGAGGGUCGCUUCCGAGGACAUGCCGGCGCGUCCGACAUGCGCCGCGCGGCAGGCGCCGAUGGGCGUGGCGGGCGGGUACGCGGCUCUUGCGGCCUGCGAGCCGCCGCACGGCGACGCGGCGUCCGAGGGGGUUGGCUACACGCAGUCGCUGAACUUUCUUGCGGCGUUCCUGCUGCUGCAGCUGCCGGCGAGGGCGGCCUUUUGGCUGCUCGAGUGCGUCAUCGAGCGGCUGCUGCCGUCGUACUUCACGGCGCAGCUGACUGGCGUGCUCGCCGACACGCGCACGCUCGACGCUCUCGUGGCGUCGCACCCGCAGCUGCACGCGCUGCCGCCGCACCUCGAGUCGCUCGGCCUCGACCUCUCCCUCGUCUCGACACAGUGGCUCAUGCUCGGCUUUGUCACCGCGCUGCCCUCCGAGACGGCGCCGCUGCGCCUCUGGGGCGUCGGCGAGUGGCUGGACCUCUUCCUCUCGCUGGGCGUGCGCGCGCUCUUCGCCGCCGCCCUCGCCACCCUGCGGCUGCUGCGAGCCACUCUCCUUGCGGCGACGUCUUUCGAGGUCGUCCCCCUGUGCCCCAUGCUAGUUAAGGAGUGGGGGCACUACUCCGUGGCUCGUGCAUGCCGGUCAAGCGGCUUCAUUAGUGAUCAAUUAAUUCGUUACUUCGUUUAG
Emiliania huxleyi CCMP1516 is the source of this 1440-nucleotide messenger RNA. RefSeq lists its product as hypothetical. Lineage: Eukaryota; Haptophyta; Isochrysidales; Noelaerhabdaceae. The coding region runs from base 1 to 1440 and encodes 479 amino acids. The transcript has 10 exons. The record is from RefSeq and is a predicted model, not a curated record.